AUGGUUUCAAGAAUACUGCAAGAGUUAACACAGUGCAGAGAGGGUGUGACUGAGAGUAGAGUAAAGAAAUCUACCGAUUCUAAACGUUACUUUAUGAGUAAACCACUGAAAAAUGAAACGGAUUUUGGAACUCUGAAUGACAUGCCAACUGAAAGAUCAUCUUAUUCACCAUCAUCCUGUAGUAAUAAACCAGAUUUAAAACUACGUGAUAUUCUUGGACAUGAUUUUAAACAGGAAGCAAAAAUUCAAUUUGUUUAUGAUGCUGUCUAUGCAUUUGCUUCAGGAUUACAUAUACUUCAGCAGAAAUUAUGCCCAGGUAAUCCAUUGCAUCCUAUGUGGGACAAAAGAGGCUGUUUAGAAAAGAUGCUCAACUAUUCAGGAACUGAUUUUUAUCAAUUAAUGAUCAAUACUUCUUUUACAGACAACUAUGGUAAUUACGUUGCCUUCGAUGAAAAUGGUGAUGGAUAUGGACAAUAUUCAAUAUAUAAUUAUGCACGUGAUCCAUAUACUGGCCAAUAUCAUUAUCGUUUGGUUGGAGAUUUUCAAGGCGGUAAACUAACAAUGCGUGCACGACCUAUAUGGCCUGGUGGUGAAUCGAAAAACUUUCCAAUUAGUCAGUGUUCUGAAGAAUGUGGAUUCGGUGAAAUACGUCGUUUGGACAAGAAGCAACAGUGCUGUUGGUCAUGUGAAACAUGUGGUGUAGAUCAGCGUGUAGUCAACUUAACACACUGUGAAACAUGUCCAUUUCAACACUGGCCUUCAAAAGAUAAGAAGACAUGUGAAUUGUUAGAGCUCCAUUAUAUUGAUAUUUCAACUUGGUUCGCAAUCGUUCCAAUAACGUUUAGCAGUCUUGGAAUAUUAAUCACUGCAGGAAUUAUAGUUACUUGGCUUUUAUAUUCUGAAACACCUUUAAUUCGAGCUACAGGACGUGAAUUGGCUUAUGUACAACUAGCAGGAUGUCUUGUUUGUUACUCAUGUACAUUUAUUUUGAUUGCAAGGCCGUCAAUUUUUACAUGUUCAAUGCAAAGAAUUCUUAUUGGUCUUGGAUUUGCUAUGAUGUAUGCAUCACUGUUAACAAAAACUAAUCGUAUUGCAAGAAUUUUCGAUGCUGCAAAACGUACUACUAAACGUCCUGUAUACAUUUCACCGAGAUCACAACUUGUUAUUGCUGGAUCAUUGAUCGCCUUGCAAUUAUCCCUAUCAGCUAUAUGGUUUGGAUUUGAUUCACCUGAUACACGUAUCGAUGAAAUUCGUCCUGGUUUCUUAGUUCUACGAUGUGCAAUGAAAGAUAAAAGUUUUUUAAUUUCUUUAGCUUAUAACAUGAUUUUAAUUAUUGUAUGCACAGCAUAUGCUAUAAAAACUAGACAAAUUCCAGAGAAUUUCAAUGAAUCCAAAUUUAUUGGUUUCACUAUGUAUACAACUUGUAUUAUAUGGUUAGCAUUCCUGCCAAUGUAUUAUGCUACGAUUAGUAAUCAUCAGAUUCAAAUAGCAACUUUAUGCAUAUCUGUAGAUUUAAGUGCAAGUGUAAUGCUGUGCUGUUUAUUCUUUCCAAAAUUAUAUAUCAUUUAUUUACAUCCAGAGAAAAAUGUCCGGCGUUUAACAAUGAAUAACAUGACAGCUAAACAAAAAUUUGCUAAUUUAGUUAAACAGAAAGCAUCAACAAUAACAACUUCAACAAAUGUGUGCGUGUCAAGUUAUGUCUCAGAUAAUACUAGUUUAACAGUGAGUAGUAGUACAAAAACUGGUUUACAAACAGAUUCAGACAGAGGAAUAUUAGUCAGUCCCGCUGGUCCAACACAAUCGAAUAUGACUAGUCCAAAUUGUUUGAAAACAGAUAAUCGAUUCUUCAAUGAUCCAUCUCGCAGUUCUUCAUCAAUUACUCAGUCUGUUCAAGUGAUCUGUAAUUCGAUUGUCAGCGAUCAUAUCAAACCAACUAGUACUACAACAACAAUAACUACUACUAACACGACCACUACAACUUCUACAACUACAACAUCUCUUGAAUACAAACAAUCAUCGUCCUACGUGAAUACAUUAUUUAUGAAUUAUUUAAACAGAAAACAAAGCGACUGUUUAUCGAAUACAUCAUAUUGUGAUUUUCCAACACCAACACCAUUACUGUUAGACAACAUACCAAAUCGUUUGUUGCUUGUUAAUUCAGUCUAUUGUGAUGAAGACAGUGCUACUAUCACUGAUGAGGAAAAAGCUCCGGUUACCAUUACAAAAUCUUCAUCGACAAUGAGAACUUCUACAGAAACGACAAUAUUCACAGGUAUAAUGAGUAAUACGAUGACUAAACGAAUGAAUAUGACUACCUCAACAGGUAUUACUUCUUCAGUUGAACUAAAUCCAACUAAAAAUGAUCAAUACGCUCAAGGUCAAAAUUCAAGCUGUAAUCAAUAUUCAAAUUGUUGUAGUCAUCAUCCAUCAAGCAAAACAAUGAUAAAUAAUCCACUGAAACAAAUACCACCAUCAUCAUUAAUAUCUAAUCGUUAUGCAUCAUCAUUUUCGCCAACUAAUUCACUUGGUUCAAUUGAAUCACCUAAUUUAAGUGCACCAAGUUCAGAAUUAUACAAUCAUAGUUAUGGUGAAGAUACAGUAAUGAUGCAAAAUAGUGAAAAUAUUGACAGUUCAUUUCGUGAUAGUGAAUCAUUAUUUGUACGUAUAGAUAAACAGGGGAAAACGAAUUCACGUAAUAUUGAUUAUACAAAACAGACUGUUACAGCAUUAUGA
This is a messenger RNA of Trichobilharzia regenti, 2733 nucleotides long. Lineage: Eukaryota; Metazoa; Platyhelminthes; Trematoda; Strigeidida; Schistosomatidae. The record is from the annotation of a GenBank genome assembly.